UUUUUUAUUUUCUACUUUUUUUUUUCCUCUUAUUCAAACCCCUUUUUUCUCCCCUAUAAAUUCCACGUUGAGCAUACACAGGAAGCAUCCACCUAAAUACACACACAUAACCAUCCCUCUCUGUUCUCUUCUCUGCCUUCUCUCUAUAUAACCCCGUGACCCUUCUUCCCAUUUCUCAUUCUUAACAAUUUUUUUUUCUUUCUCGCAAGAGUUAUUAUUAUUAUUAAUAUUAUUAUUGUUUCAACUAUUGUUACUAUUACUAUACUUGGUGUAGAAUGACGAACCGUAAUGUGAAUAACACGCUUAUGGAGUUGGCAAUGUCGAUUUCAAACAGAAGUGCUCUACCUAGAGCUGCGGUGCCUGGACUAAUGGCCUUGUUUGGUGGGGUUUUGGGCCCACCCCAGAAGAAGCUCUUAAGGAAAACUUUAGAAGAUGGAAGUGUUAAUAAAGGAGGGAACAAAGUUAUUAACACAUGGAUUGAUUCAAUGAGAGCCUCUUCUCCCACUCGAUCUGCCAAAUCCACACAAAACAACCAAAACCAAGACCCAACAAGUCCUUGGACUCUUUACCACCCUUCGGCACUGAGCAUGUUUGAUCAUAUUGUAUGUGAGUCCAAAGGGAAGCAGAUUGUGACUUUUCUUGACUAUGAUGGAACUCUCUCCCCAAUUGUUGCAGAUCCAGAUAAAGCAUACAUGAGUAAAAAGAUGAGGGCCACAUUGAAGGACUUAGCAAGGCAUUUCCCCACCGCCAUAGUGAGUGGAAGGUGCCUAGACAAGGUGUAUAACUUUGUAAGAUUGGCAGAACUGUACUAUGCUGGGAGCCAUGGAAUGGACAUCAAGGGACCAACAAAUAAGCGAAGUACUAAGAAAGGAAACGAACAAGUGCUCUUCCAACCCGCUAGUGAAUUCUUACCCAUGAUCAAUGAGGUGUACAACAUCUUGGUGGAAAAAACAAAGUCUGUCCCUGGGGCUAAGGUAGAAAAUAACAAGUUUUGCUUGUCCGUGCACUUUCGCUGUGUUGACGAAAAGAACUGGGCAUCAUUGGGUGAACAAGUGAGUUUGGUGCUCAACGAGUACCCAAAACUUAAGCUAACUCAAGGGAGAAAAGUGCUUGAGAUUCGACCAGCCAUAAAAUGGGACAAGGGCAAGGCUCUUGAAUUCUUGCUAGAGUCACUAGGAUAUGCUAAUUCUGAUAAUGUAUUUCCAAUCUUUAUUGGUGAUGAUCGAACUGACGAAGAUGCUUUUAAGGUUUUGCGGAGGAGGGGCCAAGGGAUUGGGAUUCUUGUUUCUAAAAUUACAAAAGAAACCGAUGCUUCCUACACUUUGCAAGAUCCAACAGAGGUUGGGCAGUUUUUGAGGCAUAUGGUAGAGUGGAAAAGAACGAGUUCCCAAUACCAGAAGUUAGAUUCUAGAUGAGUUCAGGGAAAUUGGCACCAGCCCAUAAUUUGGUCAAGGGGUGGUUCCAAUUAUAUCCCUUUCUUGUUCGAAAUAGGAAAUAGUGUGUUCCAUAAUUUAAAGUUCUAGGGAGGAACAAAGUUCAAAUAGCUAGCUAGGUUCUCUCCCUAUUUCUUUUUUAAUUGUAAUCUAUUCCAUCACACGUGCGCAUGCGCAUGCGAAUAGAGAAAGAACUGAUGUUUUAUGCCGCAAUUGCGAGUGGCGCGUCAACCUUCUUGCUCUGAAUUGUACUUGUCGUACGUGUGGAAAAUGUGGUAUUGAAAAUGAAAAUCACCAACUUCAACUCCAAAAGGUGAUUUAGACAAUCACAAGUGCCAAACGACUUUGUACCAAAAUUUAUAUAAAAAAAAAUGCAAAAUAAAUUUAUUUAUAA
Glycine soja is the source of this 1827-nucleotide messenger RNA. Its product is annotated as probable trehalose-phosphate phosphatase H. Gene Ontology annotation, molecular function: trehalose-phosphatase activity. The record is from RefSeq and is a predicted model, not a curated record. The transcript is spliced from 10 exons. NCBI's taxonomy places the organism in Eukaryota, Viridiplantae, Streptophyta, Magnoliopsida, Fabales, Fabaceae. The coding region runs from base 276 to 1415 and encodes 379 amino acids. Gene Ontology annotation, biological process: trehalose biosynthetic process.